AUGGAAGAGGAUAUCCUACAGGAGUCGCCCGAAACUCCCGAUCAGACUCCAGGCGACGUCUUCAUACCGCCUUCGAUAGAUCCGCCGCGCCUGCUCUCCGGAGACUCCUACACCCACUAUUCCCCUUGUCCGAGUACACUGAAGCUGGCUAGCACAUCGACCUCCCUGUCUGAUGAAGCUGCUGAUUCAACACCAUGUGUUUUGGGCGUUGAUGAGGCUGGGCGCGGUCCCGUUCUGGGGCCCAUGGUCUACAGUGCCUUUUACCUCCCCAAAGACUUAGAACAUUCGCUCCUUACUCGUGAUCAUAGUUUCAACGACAGCAAAGCCCUCACGCCCGGUGUGCGCUCGAAUCUGAUGCGUCUCCUAUGCACAAGUGACCAUCCGCUUCACAAUUCCUGCGGGUGGGCAGUCAAGGUUCUUUCUGCCCGUGAUAUUUCUUCCGGCAUGAUGCGUCCUGGCGUAGGGGCUUACAACUUGAACGCGCAAGCGAUGGAUGCUACAAUUGAGAUCAUCCGUGGCAUUAUAGAAGAGAGACAUGUUGAUGUGAGAGAGGUCUAUAUAGACACAGUCGGAAAUCCGGCAUCCUAUCAGCAGAAGCUGGAGCGGAUCUUCCCGUCUCUAAAGAUCACUGUCGCGAAGAAGGCUGACGCACUAUAUCCAUGUGUCAGUGCAGCCAGUGUUGUCGCGAAGGUGACUAGAGAUGCUGCGCUAGAUGUAUGCUACGAGGCUCUUCAGCGAGAUCGACAGGAGGCCUCGCAAGAAACGCAAACACCAGCUGACGGCUGGGGCAGCGGAUAUCCGUCUGACUCCAAGUGUGUUGGCUGGCUGCGGAGAGAGAUGCAUUCCAUAUUUGGUUGGGGCAAUGAAUGCCGAUUUAGCUGGGGUACUGCAAAAGAGAUGCUGGAGGGAAAGGAAGCGACAAAGGUGGAAUGGCCUGCAGACGACGACGACACGACGCGACUCACAGAUUUCGUUUUGAGCCAUGGUUCUAACGAGACUGGGAAAAAUGAUGAAUUGUGUAAUUGGUAUGGAAACAAGUUUGGUGAAAUGUACGAUAACGAGUGA
Messenger RNA from Rasamsonia emersonii CBS 393.64, 1065 nucleotides. RefSeq names its product Ribonuclease. Gene Ontology annotation, biological process: DNA replication, removal of RNA primer; mismatch repair. Gene Ontology annotation, molecular function: RNA binding; RNA-DNA hybrid ribonuclease activity. Lineage: Eukaryota; Fungi; Ascomycota; Eurotiomycetes; Eurotiales; Trichocomaceae. The transcript is spliced from 2 exons. The coding region runs from base 1 to 1065 and encodes 354 amino acids. Gene Ontology annotation, cellular component: ribonuclease H2 complex. The record is from RefSeq and is a predicted model, not a curated record.